AUGCCAGCAACCGCACCAUUAAUCAAGGGUUUCUUGCCGGUCCGUCUAAAGCUAUCCAAAGAUGACGAAACCUUCUUUUAUGUGAAGGAACAUCAAGCCGGAAAGAGUAAUAAUGACGAUGACGACGGUGCCACUACUACUGCUACUACUUCGGAAGGAAAGAGCAACAAAAAGGCCAAACCUGGUUGCACCUUGUUUGUAGUCAAUGCUCCAAUUAUUCCCGGAGUCUCUACCAAACUGGCGUUGCGAUCCAUCUUGGGACGCUUUGCCGACGUUUCCCGCGUGACGGUGGUGCCCAAUCCACGACGGAUUCGUCGUCGACCGGAGGAUGAUUCGGCACAAAACAAUAAUUUGACGAUAGAGCAAUUGGAAUUGUGGUCCGACAAGCUUACUUUGCCCACCUUUUUGCCGCCCAUUUUUCACGAAGGCAAGUAUGCCCAUGUGGUCUUUGCUUCUUCCAAGGGAUUGAAGAAAACACUGCAGGAGUUGCAUCGUGUCAUGAGUAGUAGUGGCAAUGGCAGCAGCAAAAAGAACAAGGCGAAAAAACCAACAAAGGAUAGCGAUGAGGACGAUGACGAUGGCGAGAAUGAUGAUAAUGAUGAAGACAAGGAAGAAGAAAAUUUGCCAGGUUUGACCAUGGAUCGUCUCGAAUUACAAACCUUAGCGGAUGAGACUUGGGCGCAGUACGAACGAGACGAACGUAAGAGACUUGGCAAGGAUCCGCUCAUUAAUGAACUUAAUGACGAUGAUGAUGAUGACGACGAUUUUGAAGAAUAUGACGAAGAUGGAAAUCAACAAUCCAAAAAGAAGAAACAUAAGAAAUUAUACAGCAAGGAAGCACCUGCCCAAGGAGCCUUGGCUGUGGUCAAGCGAUAUUACGCAAGCAGCCAAGCCUUAUCCAGAGCCGAACUCCUGGCCGAAUGCAACCGUGUCAUGGGUGAAUACGAAAAAGCAGAGGCGGCCAAACGGAAGGCCCACCAGAAAGCCAAAGAUGGAAACAUGGUGGACGACGAUGGCUUUGUGACCGUGUCCUAUUCUUCGAAUACAGCAACUGGAAAUGCCGCAGAAGGAGGUAUUCACAAUCUGUUGGAAGAAAGCAUUACCACCACUACCACCUCUCACAGUCGACGCAAUGCGCCACCGCGAAGGCGCAACAAUAACAACAAAAAGAAAAAGGGAUCGGACGAGUUGCAAGACUUUUAUCGAUUUCAACGUAAGGAACACAAGAAACGGAGUUUGGCUGAUUUGCGUACUCAAUUUGAAGAGGAUUUGAGAAAGAUCAAGAAAAUGAAACAAGAGCAUCAAUAUCGACCAUUUAAAAAAUAA
Molecule: messenger RNA, 1326 nt
Organism: Cylindrotheca closterium
Lineage: Eukaryota; Bacillariophyta; Bacillariophyceae; Bacillariales; Bacillariaceae
Source: the annotation of a GenBank genome assembly